Artibeus jamaicensis (Jamaican fruit-eating bat) is the source of this 1047-nucleotide messenger RNA. RefSeq names its product exosome component 8 (gene EXOSC8). The coding region runs from base 54 to 953 and encodes 299 amino acids. The record is from RefSeq and is a predicted model, not a curated record. The transcript has 11 exons. Lineage: Eukaryota; Metazoa; Chordata; Mammalia; Chiroptera; Phyllostomidae. Gene Ontology annotation, biological process: TRAMP-dependent tRNA surveillance pathway; exonucleolytic trimming to generate mature 3'-end of 5.8S rRNA from tricistronic rRNA transcript (SSU-rRNA, 5.8S rRNA, LSU-rRNA); nuclear mRNA surveillance. Gene Ontology annotation, cellular component: cytoplasmic exosome (RNase complex); nuclear exosome (RNase complex).
UGAGUGCGGGCGCCGCGUCGCCUCCGCGCAAGCGCAGGCCUGCGCGCGGGAAGAUGGCGGCCGGGUUCAAGACGGUGGAGCCCCUGGAGUAUUACAGGAGGUUUCUGAAAGAGAACUGCCGUCCGGACGGAAGGGAGCUGGGCGAGUUCAGAGCCACCACCGUCAACGUGGGUUCAAUUAGUACCGCGGAUGGUUCUGCUUUAGUGAAGCUGGGAAACACGGCAGUGAUUUGUGGUAUUAAAGCGGAGUUUGCUGCACCACCUCCAGAUGCCCCCAACAAGGGGUAUGUUGUUCCCAACGUGGACCUGCCCCCUCUGUGCUCGUCGCGGUUUCGGUCGGGACCCCCCGGGGAAGAGGCCCAGGUGGCCAGCCAGUUCGUGGCAGACGUCAUUGAAAAUUCGCAGAUGAUUCAGAAGGAGGACUUGUGCAUUUCUCCGGGAAAGCUCGCGUGGGUCCUCUACUGUGACCUCAUCUGCCUCGACUACGACGGGAACGUGCUGGACGCCUGUACGUUCGCGGUGGUGGCGGCUUUAAAGAACGGUGAGCCCCACGACAGAAGGCAGUGCUCCUGCUGCCGUCCUCUUUUGCUAGGCUUCCUUCACGCUUCAGUGCAGCUGCCAGAAGUCACUAUAAACGAAGAAACGGCUUUAGCAGAAGUUAACUUAAAGAAGAAAAGCCACCUGAACGUUAGAACGCACCCAGUUGCUACUUCCUUUGCGGUGUUUGACGACACGCUGCUCAUCGCGGACCCCACCGGAGAGGAGGAGCGCCUGGCGGCCGGGGCCCUGACAGUCGUUAUGGACGAGGCGGGCAGGCUCUGCUGCCUUCACAAGCCAGGAGGCAGUGGGCUGACCGGAGCCAAGCUGCAGGACUGCAUGAGCCGGGCAGUCACCAGACACAAGGAAGUGAAAAAACUGAUGGACGAAGUCUUUAAGAGUAUGAGGCCCAAAUAAACAACCGCAUUUCCAAAACAGAUUUGUAAACCCGGUAUUUGUCACACUGUGCACAAGCCUUUUAUACUCAAUAAAUAUCAAACUACAUUCUUAA